Molecule: messenger RNA, 1312 nt
Organism: Maylandia zebra (zebra mbuna)
Lineage: Eukaryota; Metazoa; Chordata; Actinopteri; Cichliformes; Cichlidae
Source: RefSeq, a predicted model, not a curated record
UCUCGAAAGGACAGCGAGUUUCAGCAACAGCGACAACAUUAACAACGAUGUUAACAACAACAGGAAGGACGGUUCUGGAAACUGUAAACAGCAUUAUGUCGGCGAGGAGGAGGAGCGAGGAUGCAGGAAAAGAGGAAAGAAGAAGGAGUGAGGACUGUGAAAAGGAGAUAGGGAGAACAAAGGAAGGAGAAGAAGAAGAAACCAAAAGGAUAUUUGGACACAGAGGGUCACUGGGAGAUCAGCUCUUUACCAAUGGCUUCAAUGUAAACAAUGACAUCAUCGACGAAUGUGAUGAUGCAGAUGAUGAUAUAUACAUUACAGCUCGUGUCAGCCAUACACCUGGAGCACAUCAGCAACAUGUACAUGAAAGCAUGCAGUCACCCUCAACAUGUUUAGUAAAAAACACUUUAACCAAUGGCCAUCAUGGAUCUGAAUCAUUUGACCGUCCCAUAUCUCCAAGCCUGCCUGACGACAACACAAACAACAAUGACUUCCUGUCCCAAUACUGUGAGCUCAUGCUGUCAUUAGGGGUAGAACCAGACUAUGAGGACAUCACAGAGGAUAUUGACACAUUCAGGAAGCGUGUCCAAGUGCUAAGGCAAAGACUUGAAGAGGAGGAGGAAGAGCUUUGCACUGACUUUGGUUUUCGCUCCUUUGGGGAUGACGUUGGGGCAGAAGAAGAGGAAGAGGUGAUGCGAGAGGAAGAAGAAGCGGAGAAGAUCAGGAGCGACACAAAGAAAGGCGGCAGGAGACAUCAAAUUCCAUUUACAGGUCCAUUCAUCAGUGUGCUCUUGUCUCGGCUGGAGAACCUUCUCGAAAACUCUAUUGCUGUAAACCUGCUUGUGACAGGCAUCCUGGCCCAGUUGGCAUCGUACCCACAACCUCUCCUGAGAUCCUUCCUGCUCAGCACAGACACACAAAACCAGCCUAACGUUCGCACACUUUACCAGGUGCUGGUGUCGCUGCAUGCUCAGAUAGAGCGCUAUGUGAUGGCCAGACCAGACUAUCCUGCUCUAGUCACUCAGGCCUGGAGGUUCUUGUUGGCAAAAGACCAAGAUGGCAAAUUCAGAGAGUGCCUCCAGUCUCAGGGCGGUGACAUCAUCCUGGAUCCAUCGCUUCCCAAUGGCUCUGUGAAGAACGCUCUGCCUUUGCCUCCUUUCAGUGUCUUGCCCCCCUGUCCUACUAUUUCCCCUCAAGCCAAGAGCCGAGUCUUCGCCAUUAUCCUGUACGCCGAGUUCCUGAAGGAGUUGGCUGCCUUGGCCCAGGAGCACAGCAUUGCCUUGGACUGUUAUUCUGAGGAGUAACGAAUGCA